Molecule: messenger RNA, 3149 nt
Organism: Bufo bufo (common toad)
Lineage: Eukaryota; Metazoa; Chordata; Amphibia; Anura; Bufonidae
Gene: MAPK8
Product: mitogen-activated protein kinase 8
Exons: 12
Coding region: 243-1523 (426 amino acids)
Biological process (GO): protein phosphorylation; JNK cascade
Cellular component (GO): nucleus; cytoplasm
Molecular function (GO): JUN kinase activity; ATP binding
Source: RefSeq, a predicted model, not a curated record
CUUCCGGUUACGUCACGAAUUCUCCUCCAAGACCGAGGCACCGGGAGAGCUAUGAACCGGAGAGACCGAGCGCAAAUGACGGGCUACCACCAGUGACAGGAGACGGAGCGCAGAGAAGACAUUGAAGCCGCCUUGAAGACAGACUGACCGUGUAGGAACCGCCCUACGGGGCGCCACAAGCAGCUUUUAACCAAUAGUAACACUGUUUGGAUGAAGCCACAGGGGUAAAAGCUUGUGCAACCAUGAGCCGAGGCAAGCGUGACAGCAACUUCUCCGUCUUUGAAAUCGGAGACUCCACAUUCACGGUUCUGAAGCGCUACCAAAAUCUGAAGCCUAUUGGGUCUGGAGCACAAGGAAUAGUAUGCGCUGCUUAUGAUGCUGUUCUUGAGCGUCAUGUGGCCAUCAAAAAGCUGAGCCGACCCUUCCAGAACCAAACACAUGCUAAGAGGGCCUACCGGGAGCUGGUACUCAUGAAAUGCGUCAAUCACAAGAAUAUAAUUGGGCUUUUAAAUGUCUUCACGCCACAAAAAUCUUUGGAGGAAUUUCAAGACUUGUACAUUGUGAUGGAACUAAUGGAUGCCAAUUUGUGCCAAGUUAUACAGAUGGAAUUGGAUCAUGAGCGCAUGUCCUACCUUCUUUACCAGAUGCUUUGUGGCAUUAAGCACUUACAUUCUGCAGGCAUCAUCCACCGGGAUUUAAAGCCAAGUAACAUUGUAGUGAAAUCUGACUGCACCUUAAAGAUUCUAGACUUUGGCCUUGCCAGGACAGCAGGAACCAGCUUCAUGAUGACACCUUAUGUCGUGACACGUUACUACAGAGCUCCUGAAGUGAUCCUGGGAAUGGGAUACAAAGAAAAUGUGGACUUAUGGUCGGUGGGGUGCAUAAUGGGAGAAAUGAUAUGCCACAAGAUUCUCUUCCCGGGAAGGGACUAUAUUGAUCAGUGGAACAAGGUUAUCGAGCAGCUUGGAACCCCCUGCCCUGAAUUUAUGAAGAAGUUGCAGCCUACAGUAAGGACCUAUGUGGAGAACAGACCCAAGUAUGCAGGUUACAGCUUCGAGAAGCUCUUUCCAGAUGUCUUGUUUCCCGCAGACUCUGAGCAUAACAAAUUAAAAGCCAGCCAAGCCAGAGAUCUGCUAUCAAAAAUGUUAGUAAUUGAUGCUUCCAAGAGGAUCUCUGUUGACGAUGCUCUGCUGCACCCCUACAUCAAUGUUUGGUACGACUCUCUAGAGGCUGAAGCUCCUCCACCAAAGAUACCAGAUAAGCAGCUGGAUGAGAGAGAACAUACAAUAGAGGAAUGGAAAGAGUUAAUAUACAAGGAAGUUCUGGAUUGGGAAGAAAGAGCAAGAAAUGGUGUCAUCCGGGGUCAACCAGCCCCUUUAGGUGCAGCAGUGACUGAUGGCUCCCAGCCUCAAACCUCCUCCUCAUCGGCUGAUGCUUCCUCCAUGUCCACAGAUCCAACGUUGCCCUCCGACACGGACAGUAGCCUUGAAACCUCUGCAGGGGCCCUGGGCUGCUGUCGAUGACUCAGCAGGAAGACCGAAGGAAAAGAUGGCAGGGAAAGGAGGAGGUGAAGAGGGACCUCUAGGGUAGCACACAGUGAUGGCACCAGGAUGCAACGUCUAUUAUUGUAGAGUAAAUAUUAUUAACCCCUUAGCUACCCGACCCCCUCGGUUGCUCGGCAGUCAUGGGAGUGGGGUUUCGCAGGGUCUAAGAGUUGACCUGGGAAGGAGCGACAAAAUACAAUGCAUUCCCUGCCAGGCCUAUGAUGGUUAACAAAAGUGUAGUUUCAUUUUUAUUUUUUUAUUUUUUUUGUGCUGUAAUUUGAACACUUAAGUGCUGGAGGGUUUGAAAAGCUGCCAUAAAUAUGUAUUGUAUUUUUAUUUCCAUAGUGUGAGAAAGGGAUAGGGGUGGGGGGCUUAGCGCUCCGACUUUUUUUUUCAGAAAAGGUCACUUUGGUCCUGAUUGUCUUGAAAUUUUUAUUUUUCAUUUGACUUAGAUUUUCAUUUUAUUUUUUUUUUGUCCGUUUCUUUGCUGGUGCUGCUCAUGUUUUUGUUUUUUAUCCUCUUCGAAUUUUACAGAUCUCUUCCAUAUUGUAAUAAUUUAAAGUUGAUUUUUUUUUUUUUUCAUUGUAUGAGUUUUAUCACACUUAACAUUUAUGCCUCCAUUUGCCAGUAAACCAAAGGGAGACACUGCUUCUACCCACUUUUCAUUUUGUAUUAUUGCCUGUGCUAUUGAGGUGUUGGUGCAUCCACUCUUGCAAAGUCAGGAAAAUAGUAAGAUUUUUGUCUGAGUGAAUUUCUAGCCCUUUUUUAUGUGAGCAUUGGGUGUGGCGCAUACACCGAGGUCAUGCACGUUGAAGCUGCACUUCAUCAAUGCACAACUAUUCGGUGAUAUCUGAACAUUCAUGCAGGUAAACACUUUCAACGUUACCGGUGCUUUCCACUGUGAAGGGGCAGUAUCUCCCUAGUUUAUAUUCAAAAAAAUUCCCUUCCUUCCUGAAUCCGUAUUUCCCUUCCAAUGUUUGAUGUAGAUGCAGUUUUGCCAUGCUGAGUAUUCUGUGACCUAACUGAAUCAUGAUACUUUAUGCAUGUGCCCUUGUGGUGCUAAGUCGCUCAUGGGUUGAAGUUGGGCUAAUGUAAAAUCCUCUUUUUUUUUUUUUUUUUUUUUUUUUUUUAAAAUAGUAUUCCUCUCAGGAAGCUGAAUAAAUAGUUAGAUGGUGGCAGCCAUGUUAUGUGUGGAAAUGAAAGUUAUUUAUUUUUUUAUUCAGGGUUGGGUAAGAGUAGAAGUGUUACUCUGGAUAGGUACUGCUUAGUGCAGACGAGGACUUGGUUGAACUGUGAGAAUGAAUGCACCAUAGAUGCCUCCUGUGUCGCACCUAAAGUAUGCAUAGGGCACGUUUCACAUUUCCCAGGGCUGGCCUGCCAUGGAGAAGCAAUCUUCACCUCGUUAGAGAGUUCUUUUGUCCGUCUAGAUGCACCAUAUCACUGCUUGUUAAUUCCUCUUCUGUUUACGUUAGCAGUGCAGGUCAAUCAUUCAGCCAAGUGUGUGAGCUACCCAUGCUGAUGACAGCUGCGGGCGCCCAGAGCAGCACGGCCAUUUAUAUGAUCACCGACUCGUAAUAAAAGAUCAAUGUUGGGGAAAAUCUUUAA